CCGAAAGCGACAGUUUUCAUUCAAAUUUGACCAAAGGCAGUGGAUAAGCAAAAAUCUGUGCGAGCAUGAAAAAUUUGCUUAAAAUAUUCCUACCAUUUAUUUUCAUUUUUGGAACUAAAGCAACCGGAUGUGGUCAAACGCAAAUCUACCCGUGGAAGUUUCCUAACAGUGGUAACUCUCCUGCGCUGGGAUCCUGGCCCUGGCAUGGGGCACUUUUCCGUAGAGAUCCCCAGCUCGACACCUAUGUCUGCGGAGUUACGAUCCUUUCGAAACGGUUUGUCCUGACCAUUGCUUACUGUUUAACGGAUCCGAUAACUCAGAAACAAAUCCCCGAAAAUCGAUUGUUCGUACGGGUUGGAAUAACGCUGGUAGAUCCACCGGAAGGACACUAUCAAAGCCACGAUGUCAAAGCAAUGUUCAUCCACGAAGCCUUCAAUUGGGACCAGGUCGAGGACGAUAUCGCGCUGCUCCGUUUGGCAACCAAAAUUACGUACUCCGAUUAUGUGCAACCGAUCUGCAUGUGGCAGGGAAACUCAUCGGUGGAACAGAUCGUCAAUCGAACAGGCUUCAUUGUCGGUUGGGGUGGAAAAGAGGACAAUGGAAUGGCCAAAAACUUGAUAGAAGCUCCAAUGACGAUCAUAUCGGAGCAAAUCUGUAUCGGUGUUGAUCCGGUGCAAUUUUUGUGGCUGUAUCAUGAGGAUAAAACCUUCUGUGCUACUAAUGCCAAUGAAACGAAACCGCAACGAAUUGAUCGAGGCAGUGGACUGUACUUGGAGGUCGAAGAUCGUUGGACCUUGCGCGGGAUCGCUAGUAGGGCACAGUAUAGUCUGAGCUCGGGUGGCUAUUACCGGAUGUUUACCGAUGUUUUGUACCAUUUGGAAUGGAUCCGCUCAAAGGGAGUUAUUGUAGAUGGCAAGGAAAACUAAAA
Uranotaenia lowii is the source of this 928-nucleotide messenger RNA. Its product is annotated as prothrombin-like. The record is from RefSeq and is a predicted model, not a curated record. Bases 66 to 926 code for a protein of 286 amino acids. The transcript has 2 exons. Gene Ontology annotation, biological process: proteolysis. Gene Ontology annotation, molecular function: serine-type endopeptidase activity. NCBI's taxonomy places the organism in Eukaryota, Metazoa, Arthropoda, Insecta, Diptera, Culicidae.